UGUUCGUCACGCCCUUAUUUGCAACCACAUUAGGGAGAAAAAGAAAAACACACGUUUUUUCAAUUCAAACAGCCAAACAUUUUCCCGUUCAAUCGGAAAAGCUUUUACUUGUAAAUAUGUUCUUAAAAUUUCAUUUACUUUGUUCAUAAAACAGAGAAAAGAGAUCGAUCAUCGCAAACUUUCGAUUCCCAAAGGCCAAACAGUCCCCCCAAUCUUCGUUUGCUUCCUUACAUUUCAAUUUUCAGCAGGUGUUUUGAUUUGGUUCUGGAGACUUGAAGCUUUUUUGGUUACUUUUUGAGCUAGAGAAAAGUUGAAGUAGUUGUUUAGGGAUAAGAAAUUUUGAAAAUUUUGAUAAAUGCGGGUAUAAUUGCUGGAAAAUUUUGUCUUAUUGUUUGAAUUUAGUAGGAAAGAAUGAGUGUGGUGGGAUUAGAUAUCGGGAACGAGAACUGCAUUAUUGCAGUUGCUAAGCAACGUGGCAUUGAUGUGUUGUUGAAUGAUGAAUCGAAGCGUGAGACACCUGCUGCUGUUUCGUUUGGUGAGAAACAAAGGUUCAUUGGCUCAGCUGGAGCUGCUUCUGCAACAAUGAAUCCUAGGUCCACUAUUUUGCAGGUUAAGAGAUUGAUUGGUAGGAAGUUUAAUGAACCUGGUUUGGAGAAAGAACUUAAGUUGUUCCCUUUUGAAACAUUUGAAAGCCCUGAUGGCGGAAUUUUGAUCCGGUUACAGUUUAUGGGAGAGGUUCAUGAAUUUACACCUGUACAGAUUUUGGGGAUGUUGUUUUCACAUUUAAAGCAGAUAGCUGAGAAAAAUUUGGAAAUGCCUGUUUCGGAAUGUGUAAUUGGAAUUCCAUCCUACUUCACUGAUUUACAGAGGCGUGCUUAUUUGGAUGCUGCGGCGAUUGCUGGGUUGAAACCGUUGAGAUUGUUGCAUGAUUGUACUGCCACUGCCCUUGGAUACGGAAUUUACAAGACUGAUAUCUCUAACUCUAAUCCAGUUUAUACUGUCUUUGUGGAUAUUGGUCACUGUGACACACAGAUCUGUAUUGCAUUAUUUGAGACUGGACAAAUGAAAAUCAUUUCUCAUGCUUUUGAUUGUAGCUUGGGAGGAAGAGACUUUGAUGAAGUUCUUUUCAAUCACUUUGCAUCCCAAUUUAAGGAGCGGUAUAACAUUGAUGUUUUUACAAAUAUAAAGGCAUCUGUUAGGUUGAGGGCAUCAUGUGAGAAGCUGAAGAAGGUCUUGAGUGCUAAUGCGGAAGCACCACUUAAUAUAGAGUGCUUGAUGGAUGAGAAAGAUGUUAGGGGUUUAAUCAAGAGGGAGGAGUUUGAGAAGUUGUCUUCUGAUUUGUUGGAAAGGAUUACUGUUCCUUGUCGCAAGGUUUUGGCUGAUUCUGGUUUGACUCUGGAUAAAAUCAAUUCAGUUGAGCUUGUUGGAUCAGGGUCUCGAAUUCCGGCUAUUACACGGAUUUUAGCUUCUAUAUUUAACCGGGAGCCCAGCCGGACAAUAAACGCUAGUGAGUGUGUGGCUCAUGGUUGUGCUCUUCAGUGUGCAAUGCUCAGUCCAAUAUUCCGUGUCAGAGAGUAUGAGGUUCAAGAUUCUCUUCCUUUAUCUAUUGGAUUCUCAUCUGACAAAGGUCCAGUUUGCACUCUUUCGAAUGGUGUGCUUUUCCCAAAAGGGCACCCAUUUCCAAGUGUUAAGAUUCUUACUUUGCAUAGAACUAAUAUGUUCAAUAUGGAAGCAUGCUAUGUCAAUUCAAAUGAGUUACCUUCCAAAUUAUCUCCUCAAAUUAAUACUUUCACGAUUGGACCUAUCCAAUGCCACAUAAAUAUGGCUAAAGUGAAGGUCAGAGUUCAGCUAAAUCUUCAUGGGAUUGUCAAAUUGGAUUCAGCUGUGCUAAUAGAGGAUCAACUGGAUAACUCUGUGACAAUCAAUGAUCCUCAUUUGACUUCAGAAGAGGUAGAGGACAAAUCUGAUCGGAUAUCUUCUGUAGAAAAUAUUGCUCAAGUCAGUGAUAAUUCACAAUCAGAACCUCCAUCUUGUCCUGGUGCUGGUGUAGCAAGAAGAGGAAAAGCUGUAAAAAGGUUGGAAAUCCCUAUUAGUGAGAGUGUCUGUGAUGGAAUGAAAAGGGACGAGAUUGCUAAAGCUGAAGAGAAAGAACGUUGGUUGAUGCAACAGGACUUGAAGAUGGAGCAAACCAAAGAUAAGAAAAAUGCCCUCGAGUCUUACGUUUAUGAGAUGCGCGAUAAGAUUUUAAAUGCAUAUCGAAGCUUUGCAAAUGAGUCAGAUAGGGAAGAGAUAUCUAGAAAACUUCAGGAGACAGAAGAUUGGCUUUAUGAGGACGGGAUGGAUGAAACUGAAAAUGUUUAUGUAGAGAAGCUUGAGGAUUUAAAAAAGCUUGUUGACCCUAUCGAAAAUCGUUAUAAAGAUGAAGAAGCUCGAGUACAAGCAGCAAAGGAUCUGCUAAAGUGUAUUGAAGAUUAUCGGAAGGCUGCAGCAUCACUUUCAUCCAUUAAGAAAGAUGCGGUUACUGAUGAGUGUAAUAAAGCAGAGAGGUGGUUACAAGAGAAAUCCCAACAACAAGACUCCUUGCCCAAAGAUGUUGAUCCAAUGGUUUGGUCAUGUGAGAUCAAGAGAAAAGCGGAGGCUCUUGAAGCGACAUGCAAAUAUAUGAUAAGAUCCAAUCCUUCUCGGGAUGAUAUGAAUGUAACAGAUCAAGGAGACAAAUCAGAUGGCAUGCAGUAAGAUCGAUGCUGAUACGCAUAUAAUUUAUCACACCAAAUACCAACAAACUCAAAAUCAACCAAAUCAACUGUCGUUCGAAAUAUGAAGAUUUAUACUGACUGAUACAAAAUUGUUUGGGCUUUUAGAUCAUCAUUGCUCAAGGUGAGCACAGAUUGUUUCUUUUUUUUUUUUUCAUUUUAAUACUUGAUGUUUGUUUGAUUAACACUUAUGAUUUUCGUUACUAGCCGUACCUUACAUUUCACAUUAUCCCCUCUUAGUUCUAAACCUUUCGGUUGUUUUCGUCAUUUAAAGGAGCUAACUACUAUAGUGAACAGAAAUCUUAAUGUCUCUCCGCUUUCUCUCAGACACAAUUUUAACUUAGUAGUAUGAGCUUCAACUUGGAUUAGCAUUACUUUA
Messenger RNA from Gossypium raimondii (Peruvian cotton), 3132 nucleotides. RefSeq names its product heat shock 70 kDa protein 16. Lineage: Eukaryota; Viridiplantae; Streptophyta; Magnoliopsida; Malvales; Malvaceae. The transcript is spliced from 10 exons. Gene Ontology annotation, molecular function: ATP binding; ATP-dependent protein folding chaperone. Gene Ontology annotation, biological process: protein folding. Bases 412 to 2736 code for a protein of 774 amino acids. The record is from RefSeq and is a predicted model, not a curated record. Gene Ontology annotation, cellular component: nucleus; cytosol.